Molecule: messenger RNA, 396 nt
Organism: Cucurbita pepo subsp. pepo (vegetable marrow)
Lineage: Eukaryota; Viridiplantae; Streptophyta; Magnoliopsida; Cucurbitales; Cucurbitaceae
Source: RefSeq, a predicted model, not a curated record
AUGGCUACGAUAGAAAAAUGCAAAUCCAAAUCACGUUUCUUCGAUCGAAUCUUCCCUCCGCGUCCCCUAGGCGCUUGCCUUGCUAAUUCCGCCCCUCCUCCCAAUUCAAUUUGCCAAUCUUUCUUCAAGGUAGCCUCCACCGUGAAAUCCAGGGCCGCCUCCCUUUUUCCCUUCGACGCGGGCUGCGUCUAUGAUCCAUGGGGCGACGCCGUCGACGGACUGACUUGCACGACGCAGAUGGGAUUGACAUUGCCGGAAUUUGAUCGAGACGCCAUCGUUAUUGGGGGAAUGGAGAUGAGGAGAUGGAAGCCUUGUGUGGUAGACGGAUUUGAAGGAUUCGAGAUUGGAGAUGAAGCCGAGAAGGAGAAACCUAUUUUACUCCAAGGUUUUGCUUAA